Messenger RNA from Ananas comosus (pineapple), 1464 nucleotides. Its product is annotated as SNF1-related protein kinase regulatory subunit beta-1-like. Lineage: Eukaryota; Viridiplantae; Streptophyta; Magnoliopsida; Poales; Bromeliaceae. The transcript is spliced from 4 exons. The record is from RefSeq and is a predicted model, not a curated record. Bases 153 to 1076 code for a protein of 307 amino acids. Gene Ontology annotation, molecular function: protein binding.
CUCUCUCUCUCUCUCUCUCUCUCUCUCUCUCUUUGUCCGGAGCUAAUAAGCGAGUCAGUGGCGAUCUCAGCAAAUUCUCUCUCGUCUCCGCCCGAUCGGAUCUAGAAGCUUCGAGAGGAUUAGGGUUUUUUGGGGAAGGGGGGUGGGGGGAGAUGGGGAACGCGAGUGGGAGGGAGGAGGCGGAGGAGAACGGAGGUGGCGGCGGCGGCGGCGGCGGCGGCGGAGGAGGAGGAUACUACGACGGCGACGACGACGAUGGAGACGACCCCGGGGUGAUGGGAUCGUCGCGCGCCGACCCGCGCCUCCCCGACCCCCUGCGCCGUCCCCCCUCGCCGGGAUCGUCCGAGAUCUCCCCGCCGGAGAGCCCCGGGCGCUCGCGUUCUCCCCUCAUGUUCGCUCCACAGAUUCCUGUACCUCCCUUGGAAAAAGCUGCUGAUAUUUUGAACCAACCAUGGAUGCUGGACGAAUCGAAUGGUACUUUGGAUGAUCCCCCUGAAAAGGAAUUUCCGGCUUUAAUAGUAUGGACCUUUGGAGGAAAAAAUAUUUCUGUUGAGGGAUCAUGGGACAACUGGUCAACAAGGAGGCCUCUACAGAAGUUAGGCAGGGAUCAUUCUGUUUUGUUGUCCCUGCCCUCUGGGAUCUUCCGUUACAGGUUCAUUGUAGAUGGAGAAAGGAGAUACAUCCCUGAUCUUCCUUCCGAAAUUGAUGAGAUGGGGCAAACUUUUAAUCUUCUUGACCAUCAUGAUUAUGUUCCAGAAAGUGUAGAAAGUGUUUCCGGUUUCGAGUUGCCACCAUCCCCAGAUUCGAGUUACAGUUGGCUGGCGCCUGAUCAAGACUACGCAAAGGAGCCGCCAGACCUUCCGGCCCAGGUGCCUCUUACCAUCCUCAGGAUGCAAGACUCUGAUGAGGUCUCGUCCCUGAUGCCCCCGCACGUUGUUCUAAACCACCUCUUCAUAGAGAAAGGGUCAGGCCCGCAACCGCUUGUGGCCCUUGGCCUGACCCACCGGUUCCACUCCAAGUACGUCACUCUUGUCGUGUACAAGCCUGUGUACAGAGAUAGCAACAGGGAAGCGUGAUUCUUUACUCGUCGGCCGCGAGGCAAGCUCUCUGCAUUCUUAUCAUUGAUCAGGAAUCAGAUCAGCUUGAGAGCUAUGAUUCUUUCUCCGAGUGAGAAAAGAAGUUGCAUCGACAUGAAAAGAGCCGCUUUGCUCGAUCAUCUCUUACUGCCGAUUUUUCUAUCAGGAGUAAAACUAUUCUCAAUCUUCAUGUGCCAAUUCCUCUGAAUUAAACUGGUAACAGGAUGGCCUUCUUUUUUGUACCCUUCAGAAACAAUCUCUUGCUCUAUGUAUUUGUGGUCUUUUUUUUUUUUUCUUUUUAUUCUUGUGGCCAUUUCUUGAUAAUUGAUAAUAAUAAUAACAGGAAGCCGCUGUUAUGUAUGGAUUCCUUUCCUUUGUUAUUUUUUCA